This is a messenger RNA of Aedes aegypti (yellow fever mosquito), 712 nucleotides long. RefSeq lists its product as uncharacterized. The record is from RefSeq and is a predicted model, not a curated record. The coding region runs from base 103 to 600 and encodes 165 amino acids. Lineage: Eukaryota; Metazoa; Arthropoda; Insecta; Diptera; Culicidae. The transcript has 3 exons.
GCUGUCAAUAUAACGAAGGCUAAAACAAGUUUCGGAUUCAGUUCCCAGUUGUCGCUUGCAGUGGUAGAAAGCUGCUCGAAACUAAUAAUUUCUUGAACGAAGAUGGCACGCCAGUUAUCAGUUACCAUAGUGAUACUGAUUUUGAAUUGUGUCAUGAUCUUGGGGGCUCCCACAAGGGAAGACGUGAGUAUUCAACCAACCGCGGGGAUUGAUAAUCAAACUAAUUUGAGUGCGAAGCUCAGUGUGAAGCGAUCCGCUGACCAGAAUACAGUCAGAAAAGUUAUACUUGAUGACCAAGAGAUUGAGAUAGUCAAAGCAAUACUCUACGGCUUCGUCGAGUCCAAUGGAGUCAAUUACCAGGUCUUUAACGAAGACAUAGCGAAUGGAAAUUACCAAAACAUCAACAAUCUGAAUCAUUUCACUUCAGCACCUUUACCACCACUACAACAAGGAUUCCCUGGUGCAGCUGGAGCCGCAGGAGCAUCUGCAGGCGCUUUUGGAGGCGCAGGAGCUUCUGCAGGCAGUUUUGGAGGCGCUCCGGAUGAUUCUCCGAGUCAAAUUGAUAGCAAACUGUGUUUGUCGUUAUGCGGCAGAAAAUAACUUUUUUUAAUAUGGCGCGCAUUGUUUAUUCAUUGUAUCACAUUUUUUUCUCAAAAUAAAUGUAACUGCAAAGCAGAAAAAAUAGUUCUGGAUUUCGCCGAACUAUUUGUAA